Messenger RNA from Branchiostoma belcheri (Belcher's lancelet), 488 nucleotides. RefSeq lists its product as uncharacterized. The transcript has 6 exons. The record is from RefSeq and is a predicted model, not a curated record. NCBI's taxonomy places the organism in Eukaryota, Metazoa, Chordata, Leptocardii, Amphioxiformes, Branchiostomatidae. Gene Ontology annotation, molecular function: protein binding. The coding region runs from base 105 to 488 and encodes 127 amino acids.
AUCUCAGUCUUCACUGCCCAGUGUGUAGGCAACAAUGUAACGAUGAAAAGAUCAAAUGCCACUGCCAGCCUCCAAGCACAUUUCAUGCUGAGUGCCUGAAUAAAAUGACAGGAGUCAUUUGCGAUUUCUGUACUUGGACAGGCCGCACAGAAUCAGACUCAGACUUAGACGCAGACUCAGACUUGGACACCCUGCCAGACCUGUCAAGUGAAACAGGGAAUACCAGAGCAGAUGUCAUUGACAUAUUACUGGACAUGGGAUUUUCAUUAGAAGAUGCGACAAUUGCUGAGGAAAGUUGCGAUGGGUCGGUGGAGGAUGCUGUGGACUGGCUGGAUGCCAACAAAACCAGUGACCCUGCAAACAUCACACAGGGAAUGGAGAAUUUCCAUCAGUUUCCAACACCAAAGCAUAAGAGACAUGCACCAUCUCAUACAGUGACAUCUGAACAAUCCUGCGAUUUGACUUACCAAGAGAUGCAGUUCACAUAA